Spirodela intermedia is the source of this 3765-nucleotide messenger RNA. NCBI's taxonomy places the organism in Eukaryota, Viridiplantae, Streptophyta, Magnoliopsida, Alismatales, Araceae. The record is from the annotation of a GenBank genome assembly.
AUGGCAUCACGCUUGAGGAACAAAUAUGUUCCUCGACAAUACAAGUCGAUGAUGUUCCUUAGUUGGUUAGACCUCCGACAGGGCAAGAUGCCCGUCCGAGACUACAUUCAAGCUUUUGAGGAGUGCCGCAUGAGGUGUCGCUUUGUCGAAGACUCACGUGUGGUUUUGGGCAUUUUCACCCACUAACUUAGUCCACGGCUUCGGAACGAGCUGUUGAAAAGCAACCCGUCUGAAGUAGACGAGGCCUACCGCAUAGUUGAGCAUAUGGAGCGACCCGCCGAGGACACACAGUUCACCCCACCUCCGAUCACCACGAAGAUCGUGUCCACGCAAUCUGCACAGACACUGAUGACAGCAUCGAUGCGUACUAGCAUAGGGAACAGACGGACUACACCGGCGACAUCAGUAGGGUCUGCACCACCCCCGCGUCCGCCACCAGCUGACGCAUCCGACUGUGCUACGGCCGCGUCCCAAGCCCAUAUCACUUGUUUCAAGUGUAAGGGUAAGGGGCACCGGAUGAGCCAAUGCCCAUCUUCGAAUCUCCUCAUAGAGAUCGAAGAAUUGGGUAGUGGUUCACAUGAGGAUGACGACCCUGUAGGCGAUGAUGUCUACAUUGUUGACGAGGGUUUGGCCGAGGAGUGUGAUUGCACUCCUGAAUUGAUUGGCUACAUCCAGAUUCGGCCAGCCACCGUACCACCAGCCAAAGCUGCCUCUCCCGCUGCCUCAUCGACGAGCACUUCAUCGAGGGGACUGGUCAGCAUCGCUGUCCAGCGUCCAUCUUGAGACGCAGUUCCUACACCAUAGCCAGACACCACGGCAGCUAGAGAGAACACCCCGGCACCAAGGAUGACUAUGCCCACAUCUUCACCUACGACAGACGGUUCCUUUCGCACGUCGAUCUUCUACACCUAUGUGAAGAUCAACAGACACGUGUGCAAGGUGAUCGUGGACAGCAGCAGUUGCGUCAAUGCCGUGUCAGACCAGGUCUUGCAGAGGGCAAGGCUGAGUACUAUCAGCCAUCCAGCACCUUACGACAUAUUGUGGAUAGACGUCACUGCACUACCUGUUCGUCGAUAGUGCCAAGUGCCACUUAGGGUGAGCACCUAUGAUGAGCACAUCUUGUGUGAUGUCCUUCUGAUGAAAAUCGGCGGCAUCAUACUUGGACGGCCUUGGUUGUUUGACUAUGACGUCCAAUUCAUGGGAAGAGCAAACACUUGCUCUUUCAUGUAUCGAGAUCGCCAACUUGUUUGGUAUCCGCAUACCAACAAGCCCACGUCGAAGCGUGACCCUAAGUCACGUAUUGGGUUAAUCGUGAUGAAGGGACCUACCUUUCAACACGAGAUCACGUCGGACAUAGAUGGAUCCCCGAUGUGCUUUGCUCUCGCUUUGGAUAUGCAAGAUGACACGACCCUUACCCCCCCUUCUCCAAAAGUCAAGGGUAUGUUAUUGGAGUAUGCCGACGUACUCCCCAGAGGAGCUUCCCAGAGAGCUGCCUCCAUUGAGGCACAUUCAGCAUGCUAUUGACUUGGUUCCCGGAGCAUCACUCCCGAACCUGCCGCACUAUCGCAUGGAGCCGACCAAGUACGAGGAGCUUAGCCGACAAGUACAAGAGCUUUUGGACAAGGGACUCAUCCAGUCGAGCCUUAGUCCUCGCGCCGUGCUUGCAUUACUAGCGUCGAAGAAGGAUGACACUUUGCGCAUGUGCUGCGACAGUCCCGUGAUCAAUAGGAUAACGGUUAAAUACCAUUUUCUAAUCCCGCGAUUACAGGACUUAUUCGACAUGAUGACAAGAGCCACUAUCUUUUCAAAGAUAGAUCUACGUAGUGGUUAUCAUCAGGUCAAGAUACGCCCAGGGGACAAGUGGAAGACUGCCUUCAAGAUCAACGCGCCCAGUACAUUCUAGAGGCUAAUGAAUGAGGUUUUACGCCCAUUCAUUGGCAAGUUCAUCAUAGUAUACUUCGACAACAUCUUGGUCUACAGCGGUACCCGAGACUCCCACCUCCAGCACUUACGAUAGGUGUUUGAGGCACUUCGACAAGAGAAGCUUUAUGCCCAUCCUAAGAAGUGUAGUUUCUUCACUUCUGAGGUUACGUUCCUCGGUUUUGUCAUCUCUAAGCAAGGAGUUUCUGUGGACCCCGAAAAGGUCCGCACAAUAGUCACCUGGCCACAGCCAGGCAGCAUGCAUGACAUCUCAAGCUUCAUUGGACUAGCGACGUUCUACCGUUGCUUCAUUUGAGACUUUAGUUCCGUUACCGCUCCGCUUACUGAUUACCUCAAGAAGGAGACCUUCCUUUAGACAAAGGUAGUUGAGCGGGCCUUCGAUCGAGUGAAGGCUCUUAUCACUCAGGCACCAAUACUUCACCUACCCAACUUUGGCAAGGUAUUUGAGGUCGCCUGUGAUGCCUUGGGCGUUGGUAUUGAGGGUGUCCUUAGCCAAGAAGGUCAUCCCAUAGAGUAAUUCAGCGAGAAGCUGAAUGACGUGAGGCCUAGAUACUCCAUUUACGACUGUGAGUUUUAUGUCGUCAUUCAAGCUCUCAAACACUGGCACCAUUACCUCCUUUAUAAGGAGUUUGUGCUCUUCUCGGACCAUGAGGCCUUGAAGUAUCUACACUCUUAGCGGAAGCUGAGUGAUCGACACGCACGAUGGGUCGAGUACUUGCAAGACUUCACCUUUGUCCUUCGCCACAAGAAGGGCAAAGAGAACGUGAUGGUAGACACCCUCAGCCAACGAAUCCACUUGCUGAACCUCGUGAAGGUUUAGGUGACAGGAUUUGAGUCCCUAUCGGAUUCUUAUGCAGAUUGCCCAAACUUCGGCCACGUUCUACAAGCACUUUCGGAUGGUCCAUCUUUAGAUCAUAAGGACUUCCUUGUGGUCAAUGGAUGUCUGUUCUUUAGGAGCAGACUGUGCAUUCUAUGCACAUCUCUCCGUGACUUCCUCACUUGGGAAUGUCACGCGAGAGGUCUAUUCGGCCAUUUUGGUCGCGAUAAGACCAUCGCAGCGGUUGAGUACCAGUUCUACUGGCCAACCCUCAAGCGCAAUGUAGGGAAUGUCGUCACUCAGUGUCGAGUGUGCGCACUCGCCAAGCAGGUAAAGAAGAAUGCUAGACUCUACACACCACUUUCAGUGCCGACCUGCCCAUGGGACGACGUCAGCAUAGACUUUGUUUUGGGACUCCCGCGCACUGCACGACGACAUGACUCGAUCAUGGUGGUCGUCGAUAGGUUUUCAAAGAUGGCACACUUUGUGUCAUGUUCAAAAACCUCUGAUGCCUCCAAGGUCUCUAGUACUUUAGAGAGAUUGCACGCCUUCAUGGACUACCCAAAUCCAUAGUCUUAGACCGUGAUGUACGGUUUACCAACCACUUCUGGAGGACUCUUUGGAGCUUACUUGGGACUAAGCUCAAGUUCUCCACUGCUUACCAUCCACAGACUGAUGGCCAGACUGAGGUCGUCAAUCGUAGCUUAGGGAAUCUGUUUCGAUCAUUAGUCGGCGAGAGCUUGACCACUUGGGAUUUGAUCAUACCAUGCGCCGAGUUUGCCUAUAACUCCUAGACCAACCGUACCACUGGCAUGAGCCCCUUCGAGAUCACACAUGGCUUAGCACCCCACAAGCCCCUAGAUCUAGUACCCUUGGACCCUCAUGUUAGAGUUUCCGAGGAUGGUGUCGCAUUCGCCUAGCAUGUUAGUCAGUUGCAUCAGGACAUUCAUGAUAGGAUACAGAGUCAAAAUGCAUUGUACAAGCAGGCUGCCGAUAUGCAUCAUUGA